CAUGUAUCUCAGUGAACGCCCCCACACUGGGGCAGGAAACUCUAUCAGAAGUGAUAAACGAAUGAGUGUGAGGCAACAAACAACACUAGAAACCACAGAGUUAAGGAUGAAUAGAAGUAAAGACAAUCGUAAGUUAAAAGAUUAAUUAUAUUAUUGGGAAGAAAAUAUCGAAAACAAAAAACAGAAACGCAAAGAUCAAUUGAAAGAGGAAGUGUAAGUGAGAAAGAAAAAAAAUCUAAAGGGCCGGGCUGCCUCAGUCAUCUUUCAUUUACAGUUUUGGUUGGAGAUCACAUGAAUGGAUGUCACCUUGCACUGCGUUUUCCCCUUCGACUGUUCAUGUGAAACACAUCUGCUACACUAGCGACAAGGACUGGAUACACUACCGUGAGACCAUGGACUGCUAGGACAUCAACACGACUGCGUUUUUCCUGUUGUUCCUGGGUGACAACCUAAUGAAACACCACACCUUUUUCUGCACCGAGUUUGGAUAAUAUAUUCAGGAUGACCAGUAUCUGAGGACCUCAGCAUAAAUGAACAAGGAUUGUUGUCUCUCAAUGCUUUAGAGCAGACCUUUCAGAUCUGGACCAAUGACAAGAAAAUGAAUAACAGCACAGAAUGUGAAAAUACAACAAUACCUAACGAUAUUAAAGAAUACCAGCGUUACACCUAUGCAAUCAUCUACACAGUAAUCCUGGUUCCAGGAUUGAUCAGUAAUGUUUUGGCACUUUGGGUUUUCCAUGCAUAUGUGAGGGAAACAAAAAAAGCUGUGAUCUUCAUGAUCAACCUGGCAAUUGCUGAUCUGCUCCAAGUACUUUCAUUACCUUUACGAAUAUACUACUAUCUGAACCAAUCCUGGCCCUUUGGCCAUGCUCUCUGCAUGUUUUGCUUCUACCUAAAAUAUGUCAACAUGUAUGCCAGCAUUUACUUUCUUACAUGCAUAAGCAUAAGGCGCUGCUUGCUUAUAAUCUAUCCUCUGCGUUACACAGCAACAAAACGGAGACGAGACCGCACAUGGUGCGCAAUAGGUUGGUUCAUCGUUUGUAUCGGAUGUCUGCCCUUUCCUUUACUGAGAAAAAACAAUGAAAAGGUAGAUUACAUCUGCUUCUCAGAGCUACCUAUGGUGUCUCUAUCCUUGAUAAAUGGAGUGACUCUUGUCACACUGGCAGAACUCAUUGGUUUUCUGUUACCUCUAGCAGUCAUCCUCACUUGCACAUGGUUAACUGCUGCAAGUCUGAGUGAAACUAGCUGUGUCCUUCAAGAUGCUGGAGAAAAGCGCAAAGCUCUGAAGAUGGUGGUAAGCUGUGCAGGUGUCUUUCUGGUCUGUUUUAUGCCUUAUCAUGUCACCUUUCCUUUGGACUUUUUAGCUAAAUCAAAUAAGCAUAUGAGCUGUGCGUUCAGGACUUCCAUCCUACGCUCCCAUCCUAUAACCUUGUCUUUGGCCAGCUUUAACUCCUGCCUGGACCCAGUGAUGUACUAUUUCACCACUGAUGAAUUUAAGCGGCGUCUCUCAAGGCCAGAGUUGGUUGAAAGCUUUCAUUUGCACCGCAGGUUGUCCUGCUCAACUGAGGUGAAAGCAUUGCAGGCUGAACAAGAAGAAGAAAUAUGAAAAUAGUGAUUCAUUAACGAUAGUAAGACCUUACUGAUGUCAUUAACACUGAGGGAAGCAUCAGACUAUGAAUGCAGAAAAUGAAAAUAAAUCCAAAAGCCAAUUUUAGACCAAGUUUACUACAAUAGUCUUUAAAGAAAGACAUACAAAUAUACAUAACCUGCACAAUAAUGUGGGUUCAGUAAUGUAAUAUUAAAAACGGUUAAUGCUGUUUAACUAUUUAUGAAUGCAUAUCAUGGUCU
Clarias gariepinus (North African catfish) is the source of this 1848-nucleotide messenger RNA. RefSeq names its product G protein-coupled receptor 174 (gene gpr174). Gene Ontology annotation, cellular component: membrane. The transcript is spliced from 2 exons. Gene Ontology annotation, molecular function: G protein-coupled receptor activity. The record is from RefSeq and is a predicted model, not a curated record. Gene Ontology annotation, biological process: positive regulation of Rho protein signal transduction; phospholipase C-activating G protein-coupled receptor signaling pathway. NCBI's taxonomy places the organism in Eukaryota, Metazoa, Chordata, Actinopteri, Siluriformes, Clariidae. Bases 599 to 1606 code for a protein of 335 amino acids.